Molecule: messenger RNA, 1047 nt
Organism: Canariomyces notabilis
Lineage: Eukaryota; Fungi; Ascomycota; Sordariomycetes; Sordariales; Chaetomiaceae
Product: alpha/beta-hydrolase
Exons: 4
Source: RefSeq, a predicted model, not a curated record
AGACUAAAUCUUCCAGGACAUUUCGAUAAGGGAUGCCCGAUUGUUCUUGUACCCGGAUUCAGCGGAUGGGGUCGUCCGCUUCUAGGGACACUGAACUACUUUGGCGGCUUUUCAGACUUGGCGUCGGCCUUGUCCACUGAUGGAUAUACCGUCGUUCUUGUCCGUAUUGGGCCGAUAUCAAGCAACAGAGAACGGGCCUGCGAGAUUUACGAGCAGCUUACUAGAAUCAGAGGCUUUGACCUUCCGGGAAGCACACCACCGACCAUGAUAAACCUUGAUCUCGGAACUGGACUCCUUCUACCGAGAGGAGCACCGGCUCCGCAGACGCCGCUCGCAGUUGUCUACGGCGCCGAUCACUUGCCGCAGUCAUGGACAUGGAGUGACACGAACAGAGUCAACUUCAUCUGCCACUCACAAGGUGAUACGACAGUUAGGUACCUGAUCUGGCUACUGUCAGGUGGAGGGGAACCCAACUUGCCACAAUUCCGUGGUGUCGACCGACGGCCGUGGGUGAAGGCUGUUGUUACUCUGGGCACCCCUCACAAGGGUACGCCGGUUACCGAAGUAAUAGAGUCGUGGACUAAAUUUAUCACCUCUUGUUCAUUCGCAAGCCGAGAGGACAGGUUCUACGAUCUCCAUCUUGACCACUGGGGCUUUGCCCGGCGCAAUCUGGAGUCUUACCAUCACAUGCGUGCGAGAAUUGCCACCGACGUUCAAGCAUGGUGGGACAACAACACUACUAGUAACGGCUUUCGUGACAACAGUAUUGAAGGCGCAGGGUACCUAAACGGUGAAGAGCGUGGAUUUACCCACCCGAUCUAUUUCUUCACAAUGAGUUUCUGUGCUACGCAACCCCUACCCGAUCUGUCUCUCACCGAUGAGGACGUCAACGACUUUCUUAGUCUGUUCCGUCCGGUCCUCAAAAUCUUGGACCCUUUGGGCUUUGGGGCCUGGGCCGCUCGCAAACUUGUUCCCAAAAUUGAGCCGUUCACCCGCUGUAUUGGGCUUACGCCUCCCUUCCAGGCCGUACUUGAGUUUUGCAUAUAA